Messenger RNA from Medicago truncatula (barrel medic), 704 nucleotides. Its product is annotated as 60S acidic ribosomal protein P1. Gene Ontology annotation, cellular component: ribosome; cytosolic large ribosomal subunit. The transcript has 4 exons. Gene Ontology annotation, biological process: translational elongation; cytoplasmic translation. The record is from RefSeq and is a predicted model, not a curated record. Lineage: Eukaryota; Viridiplantae; Streptophyta; Magnoliopsida; Fabales; Fabaceae. Gene Ontology annotation, molecular function: structural constituent of ribosome; ribonucleoprotein complex binding; protein kinase activator activity. The coding region runs from base 152 to 478 and encodes 108 amino acids.
AGAGGGCCCAUUACUGGCCCAAUUCCACAGUCCCAUUUUCAACACUGUAAGCGUUGUUCAUAAACAAUGGAAACCUAAUUUCCUACCAUUUUGCAGCAGCGUAGAAAAACCCUAAUUCUUCUUCUUCGAUCUCAUUCCUUCAAGUGUGAAAAUGUCGAUCGGAGAAGUUGCUUGCAGCUACUCUCUUAUGAUUCUUCAUGAUGAUAACAUCGCCGUUACUGGUGAGAAAAUCUCCACUUUGUUGAAAGCUGCAAAUGUUAAUGUUGAAGCUUACUGGCCAAGCUUAUUCGCUAAACUUGCCGAGAAGAAGAACCUUGAUGAUUUGAUAUUGAAUGCGGCUGGAGGUGGUGCUCCGGUUUCUGUUUCGGCCCCAGUUGUGGCUGCUGCCUCCACUGCAGUUGCUGCUCCUACCGAGGAGAAGAAGGAAGAACCCAAGGAUGAGAGUGACGACGACAUGGGAUUCAGCUUGUUUGAUUAGAAACACUUUUAGUAUGAUCUUUUCUGAUUUUUGUACUGGUAUUGGGUUAGUUACUCAGUGGAAUUCCUUUUUUUUUGGGACUCAAUUUUGUUUUGAUUGCAUUAUUAGGUCAAGAUUUUGUUGUGCUUUUGACUUAAGAAUAUGGGUUUGUUCUUUAUCUUUGAUAAUUUGAGUUGGUAUAAAUUUUUCUAAAUUCUAAGAAUUAAAGGACAAAUUAUCUCUUUUU